CCCUCAAGACUCUCUCAAAAUGGCCGAGCGUCUCACGAUCCGCAAGCGUACGCCGUACAACACCAAGUCGAACCGCCGGCGCGUGGUCAAGACGCCGGGCGGCAAGCUGCGCUACCUGCACCUCAAGAAGCUGCCGACGAGCCCCAAGUGCGGCGACUGCCACGUCGCGCUGCCCGGCAUCAAGGCGCUGCGCCCGCGCGAGUACGCCAACGUCAGCAAGACGCACAAGACCGUGCAGCGUGCUUACGGCGGCUCCCGCUGCGCCAACUGCGUGCGCACCCGGAUCAUCCGCGCCUUCCUCGUCGAGGAGGCCAAGGUGGUCAAGCUGGUGCUCAAGGCCGCCGCUGCCAAGAAGUAAAUCCGCUUCUUGCGCUUCAAAAGGCCUUGCCGCUGGUUGGGGAUGGGAUGCUUUGGAUGUUUGGGGAUGGCCUUUGCGGCCGACGGCG
Messenger RNA from Tilletiopsis washingtonensis, 446 nucleotides. Its product is annotated as ribosomal protein L34e. The transcript has 3 exons. Lineage: Eukaryota; Fungi; Basidiomycota; Exobasidiomycetes; Entylomatales. Gene Ontology annotation, cellular component: ribosome. Bases 20 to 358 code for a protein of 112 amino acids. Gene Ontology annotation, biological process: translation. Gene Ontology annotation, molecular function: structural constituent of ribosome. The record is from RefSeq and is a predicted model, not a curated record.